Molecule: messenger RNA, 1083 nt
Organism: Parnassius mnemosyne (clouded apollo)
Lineage: Eukaryota; Metazoa; Arthropoda; Insecta; Lepidoptera; Papilionidae
Source: the annotation of a GenBank genome assembly
AUGCCACAAGCAAGAGUGAAAUUUGGAUGUUGUGAAAGACAGACGUCAACACCUAAUACAUUAAGCUGUUACUCGUGUAAAAUUAAAUAUCAUCUUAACUGUGUCAACAUAAAAAAAUCAUUAAAAGACUUACCGGAGGAAUUCAAAUCUAAAUGGUCUUGUCCAUGUUGCCGUAGUAAGAUACCAAAAUUUGACAAUACUGACACACCAAUUAAAGCAACUACAAGUCAACCUGAGUCGGACAGUGAGGACUUCUCAACAAAUGUAAACUUAAGAAGGGGUACAGUACAAAACGCGGAAGUAUCAGCCGAUAGCAUACGGCAAAUUGUUAGAGAAGAGCUUGAAUGUAUUUUAGAAAGUUUCAAAACAAACAUAAUUAAACAGUUAGAGUUGAAAACAAAGGAAAUUCUCGAUAAAUUCAAUCAAAUAUCUGAGUCUAUGUCCAAAGUUGAAAGUCAACUAGAACAUAUUCAAAACGAAGUGCAAUCCAAUUGCAAGAAAAUUAAUAUAUUAGAAUCUGAAAAUACAACACUGCGAAAAACCUGGCUCAAUAACGGUUGCUAUGAUGCUGAAAUUUUUGCCAGUGGCUAUGUUGUUUACAGACGAGACCGUGAAACCUCUCCUCUAUCAGGGUUGAAAAAGGGCGGAGGUGUGCUUAUUGCUGUAUCCGAACGUCUCGCGUCAAGGCGUAUCGUAGAGUGGGAAACUGAUUGUGAAGAUGUUUGGGUGUCGGUUACACCUAACUCUACCAAAAACCCAGUUAAAAUACUACUAUGCGCUGUGUAUUUACCCCCUUCAGUCACUAAACAUACUUUAGACAUUUUUAUAGAUAAAGCAAAUGGUAUACUGGGAUCCCGAACUGAUAGGGAGUACACACUUAUUGCCAGUGACUACAAUUUGAGUCGUAUAACUUGGCUAGGCAAUCAUAGAAACGACACCUUUAAUCAUAUGUUACCAUCAGGAUUUGGUGGCAAUGAACUUUUGUGUAAAUUUAUUAAUUUUAUAAGUCUCAAUAACUUAAAACAAUUUAACUGUGUAACAAACAUAAAAAAUAAGAUAUUAGAUUUGAUACUUUGCAAUUAA